CACAGCCACGGAGGAGCACAGAAUAAAUCUGCGUUUUCGGCAUGUCUGUUUUCGGAUGGCUGAUCGUUCUUUCUCUCCUAUUCCUCUGGUUCUGGAAGAGCCAAUGCCCCAAAGGUUUCCCCCCUGAGCCAUGGAGGCUGCCCCUGCUUGGGAAUCUGCUUUAUUUCAUUCAGAGGGAGCCUCUCAAGAAGUUGGAUCAGCUAGGAAAAAAAUAUGGUCCUAUCUUCAGUCUUUAUCUUGGAAGGACCCCUCUGGUCUUGACUUAUGCGUUUCCUUCAGCCAAGGAGGUUCUCGUGGUACAAGGCAUAGAAUUUGCUGGGAGAGCAUCAUUUCCUAUAAUGGAUGCCAUCACUAGUAAGAAAGGUAUCCUGACAUUAAGAUAUGGUGAAAUAUGGAAAGAGCAAAGAAGGUUUUCACUGAUGCUCCUCAGAAACUUUGGAAUGGGCAAAAAAUCAAUGGAAGAAAAGAUCCUGGAGGAGGCAUCAUAUUUGAUUCAAGUGUUUACAGAAAACAUAAUGUUCAUUUUUUCUGUUUGCUGGCAGCUUUACAAUGAGAUGCCCUUGGUGAGAAGCCUUCCCCUGCCCCACCAGACAAUACUCGCCACCGGAAAGAAAGUAGAUGUUUUUAUUAAAAAGGAGGUGGCAGAGCACAAGGCGACCAUGACUCCCGGAGAACCGCGAGAUUUCACCGAUGCGUAUUUAGAAGAAAUGCAGAAGCCAGAGAGGAUUGGUUCAAGCUUUGAAGAAGGACAGCUAGAAAUCUUACUGUCUGAUCAUCUUGUGGCUGGAGCAGAGACAACGUCAGGAACACUGCAGUGGGGGUUGCUGUAUUUGAUGGCCUUUCCAGAGAUCCAAGAGAAAUGCUGGAAGGAAAUAGACACGGUGGUGGGAAGCAAGGCAAUCUUGAAGUACGAAGACAGGGAAAAGUUGCCCUACACCAACGCCGUCAUUCAUGAAAUCCAACGCGUUUCAAAUGUUGUUCCUCUUGGAAUUCCCCAUGCCCCCAUUAAAGAUGCGCAACUUUUUGGAUAUAAAAUUCCCAAGGACACUGUGGUUUUUGUCAAUAUCCAGUCUGCCCAUCAUGAUGAAUCCCAGUGGAAGUUCCCCAAUGAGUUCAACCCCUCCAACUUCCUGAAUGAAGAGGGAGAGUUUGUGAAGCCAGAAGCCUUUUUGGCAUUUUCAGCAGGACCGAGAGUCUGCUUAGGAGAAAACCUUGCUCGGAUGGAGCUUUUCUUCUUCUUCACCAGCAUUCUCAGGAAUUUCCAGCUAUUGUGGCCAGAUAAAUCCCAAGCUCCAGAUUUCACACCACACUUUGCAAUUACUCAAUUCCCAUCCCACUUUAAGAUGCUGCUGAAAUGUCGCCAGUCCUGUGAAUAGAAUCCUUUAUUCGUUAUUGGCCAAGCGGGAUUGCCCGUGCGCGCGCACACACACACAGACACACACACACACACAGACACACAAACACAGAAUUUGUCUUCGGUGCAUAAGCUCUCAGUCUACAUAAAAGUUAAAAGUUAAAUAAAUCAUGAUCAUAGUCAUCAUAAAAAUACAUUCCUCAUAGUCAUAAGACACAACAUGAUCACAACAUGACCUCGUAGAUGACCCCCACUCUGUCAAGGACCUGGGAGUACUCAUCUCAAAUGAUCAAAGUGCCAGAGCUCACUGUAACAGCAUUG
Thamnophis elegans (Western terrestrial garter snake) is the source of this 1675-nucleotide messenger RNA. RefSeq names its product cytochrome P450 2J1-like. The record is from RefSeq and is a predicted model, not a curated record. Gene Ontology annotation, molecular function: oxidoreductase activity, acting on paired donors, with incorporation or reduction of molecular oxygen, reduced flavin or flavoprotein as one donor, and incorporation of one atom of oxygen; iron ion binding; heme binding. The transcript has 8 exons. Gene Ontology annotation, biological process: xenobiotic metabolic process. Bases 42 to 1376 code for a protein of 444 amino acids. Lineage: Eukaryota; Metazoa; Chordata; Lepidosauria; Squamata; Natricidae. Gene Ontology annotation, cellular component: cytoplasm; intracellular membrane-bounded organelle.